Messenger RNA from Neurospora tetraspora, 1507 nucleotides. RefSeq lists its product as uncharacterized. NCBI's taxonomy places the organism in Eukaryota, Fungi, Ascomycota, Sordariomycetes, Sordariales, Sordariaceae. The record is from RefSeq and is a predicted model, not a curated record. Bases 129 to 1151 code for a protein of 340 amino acids. The transcript has a single exon.
CAACGGCAACCGCACGUCUGAUUCUCACUCAUGCCGGCGUCUUCCACCACCAUCAACAUGUUCGAUAUUUCACCCGUCAGCAACAACUUUCACGUCACUAGUUGAGCACAGCCGACUGGUCAUCUUCCAUGUCCUUGCCUUCUUUCCUGAAGUGUGCCAGGUCAGCUGGCCUUGUUGACUUGGCGUCGACUAUCAAGACUAGAUGGCGACCCCUACGACCUCUGGUACUCAGAGGCUGUGAUCAACGGCGAGGCAAAGGCAUGAGGGCCAACAUUCCGGAAGAUGCGGCGCAAGGAUACGGCUACACUCAGAUGAAUUGGAGUCCCUAUAGCGAGCCGGUACUGUCGAAAAGAGUCAAGGCUCUGUCCGACGCGCUUAACAUCGGAACUUAUUACGACGUCAGGGCAGUCAAAGGGCAGGAUCCUGCCAAUGCUCCGUUCAUGGUCUCGACGAGCACGAGACAUUGCUAUACAAGACAGUCGGUCAUGAAAUACUUUGGUUUAGGAGAACAUCCUUUGACGGAUAUGUUUCUCCACCAUUACACCUCUAAGAAGCACCGACCAUUAUGGUUGUUCGUCUACAACGGUGACGCCGACCUUCGUCCCGUAGUGAAGACUGUGUGCGUGAAAAGGUUGAGGGAGGCCGUUCUCAAGGCUCUCAAGGCGAACGGAUACGGCCAUUGGGGGGAUCGAUUGCCGGGAUUCGACGACACAUCGGUGCUUCACGGCACCAUUCACGUUCGCAUCUCACACGGCAAGGAGUUCCUCCAGAUGAGCGACCAGGAGAUCCAUGACAUGCUUGACAAACUGAUGAAGAAGCAUAUCAUCAAACAGCUCCAAACACCACAAUGGCCGAUACAGGCUCAGUGUAGGCGGGCUCGUGUUGGCGAGCAGUCACCUCCAAACAGAGGAUCCAGUGGAUCACCUCAAAACAGAGGAUACAGCAACCAAUCGCAACAGCGUGGAUCAGGGCAGCCGAGUGCUGGCGGUUAUAGAAACACCAGAGAGACACCAACCGACAUUCGUGCUGGCAACCGGAUUCCGAAGCCAAGCGCAGAGGAUGGAAUCAUUCAAGGCGAUGAGUCCCGAUCCCGUGUACAACAGCUUGCCGAACGGUUCCGAACUCGUCAUCAAAAUCCAGGAUCGAACUAGGACUUUGGGACAGGAUGAAGGCGGCUCUUGGUAGACUCAUGGGAGCAAACGCGAGUUGAGCGUUGACUCCUUAGAGGGACCUCUAUGUAGCCAGCUGUCUACUCCCACGGCAUAUAGAGUAACAGUACCGUUAAAGGCCUGUACAGCACACCGGGAGUAAUCAGUACAAGUAAGAUACCCUUACUCAAGCAAGCAGCCUCUCACAACAACUCUCAAACCCGAGUUUCAAACACCACCAGAAGUCGAAAAGGUACGUACCUUUUAAAGUGGAGCCACCCAGGGGAAGCAUCAAAGUCUUGGCGCCAAGCAGAGGCUCUCAAGGUGUGCGUUUCCGGCCAAAGCCCCCACAUUUCUCG